UGGCUAGGUCAGGUGAUGGACUUUCCGAUAAUAGGAGGAAAGGGAGAGUGACUUUGCUUUACGGCUCCGCUACGGUCCUCCUGCCCUUUGAUUGCUGAAGCAGCUCAGAGAAGGGUGAGCCCCUGCCUGCUUGGAGGGAAAGAGCCUUUUUGAAGGCCGCUGGGCCAAAAUGGUGGUUUUCUCCAAAGAAUAUGGCUAUGUGAUUCUCACUGGUACUGCCAGUUUUGUCUUGAUAACACACCUUGCAGUAAAUGUGUCGAACGCACGCAAGAAAUAUCAUGUGGAGUAUCCAACCAUGUACAGUACAGACCCUGAAAAUGGGCAUAUCUUUAAUUGUAUCCAGAGGGCACACCAGAACACCUUGGAAACAUAUCCCUCCUUCCUGUUCUUUCUUGGAAUCAGUGGGAUCUACUACCCGCAUGUUGCUACAGGACUUGGUAUAGCAUGGAUAAUUGGAAGAAUACUCUAUGCUUAUGGCUAUUACACAGGAGAUCCUAGUAAGCGAAAUCGUGGAGUCCUCGGUUCCAUUGCACAUCUGUGUUUGGCAGGGACCACUGUUUACUCAGCUUUCCAGCAUCUUGGCUGGAUCUGCAGAGCCUAGACAGCAUCCAUUCUAGUGAUUUCCUGAGAUGGCUUUAAACAUUUCUCUCAUAUAAUUUUUAUCAUUGCUUUGUAAAAAAAAUAAAAAACAAAAAAGAAUCA
Pseudonaja textilis is the source of this 702-nucleotide messenger RNA. RefSeq names its product microsomal glutathione S-transferase 3 (gene MGST3). Gene Ontology annotation, molecular function: glutathione peroxidase activity; glutathione transferase activity. Lineage: Eukaryota; Metazoa; Chordata; Lepidosauria; Squamata; Elapidae. The record is from RefSeq and is a predicted model, not a curated record. Gene Ontology annotation, cellular component: endoplasmic reticulum; nuclear envelope; membrane.